Molecule: messenger RNA, 2717 nt
Organism: Linum trigynum
Lineage: Eukaryota; Viridiplantae; Streptophyta; Magnoliopsida; Malpighiales; Linaceae
Source: the annotation of a GenBank genome assembly
UAGUAAGUAAGAUGAGAUAAAAAGAACAUUUAUCUUCUAUAUUUUUGUGGAUGACAACUAAUAGGCAAAAACGUUUAGGAUAAUUAUGUAAUUAGCAUCAGGUUGAUUUAACAAAAGGAGGAAGAAAAAAAAGUGGUUGAUAAAAAAUAUCCUAAAUAAUGUUAUCCAAAAUGUGGGGCCGACGGGUGCGCCAAUAUCUUCCACAAGAAAACACACAGCAAAGUAGGCGGAGAGAGAGAGCCGAUAAGAAGAAGAAGAAGAAAAAAAAGAAAAAAAAAAGUGAUGCCAAUGCCAAACCCUCACGAGCAACUGCCGCGUGUCCCCGCCUCUCUUCCAUUCUCAGCCACAAGAUGUUUUCUCUUCUCGAAUUUCCCCUCCCCCAACCCAACUAAUGAAAAAAACAACAAUUCGGGACCAAAAAUUAAAUAUUGCUUGCUGAGGUGUCACCCUCCUUUGCCUUUCCUUUUUUCCGCCCUCUCCUUGUUUAUUUAUUUCACAAACCCUCCCUCCCUUGACCCGAACCAUUUCCUUUUACAUCUCCCUCCCUCCAUGUUUCCUCUCCGCUCUUUGAUCCUUUCCUUCUCUACUUGAGAUUUUCCCCCGGGAAAUUUCUUGUGUUUUCCGUGCGGCCAAUCACUACUCUUCGCUGUCGGCUGCUUCUCGACCUCCGGGAGACUUUUCCUCUUUAGUUAACCAGAGUCCUUGCAGAGAGAGAGAGAGAGAGAGCUGCUUCCUCUUCUGCUGCUGCUACUUCACCUUUCCUCGGCUACCGAGUAGUGGAGAUCGGAUUCUAUUUCUUCUCAUGUGAGUUUUCUCGACUUCGGUUGCUAAUUUCUUCUUUUUUUCCUUUCUCUGACUUCGUCGGUGAUAUAUUCAUGUACUGAUUACGGCGACUCUGUUGUUUCUUUACAGAGAUUUGCGAAUCUGAGGCUUCAAAUCGGAAGAUUAGGUCCAGGUCCAUGGCUGCUUCUCAGGAUCAAGUUCAGGAAGCUGACAUGUCGGGUUCAGGAGGUGAAUGCUACGACGACAAUGGUGGAGAGCAAUUGAUGGAAUUGAAUUCAUUUGGGGGUCUUCAGCAGACUCCCAAACUGAGGAAGCCUUAUACUAUCACUAAACAGAGGGAGAAGUGGACGGAGGAGGAACACCACAAGUUCCUUGAAGCUCUCAAGUUGUAUGGCCGUGGCUGGCGUAAGAUUCAAGAACAUGUAGGCACCAAAACCGCUGUUCAAAUUCGAAGCCAUGCCCAAAAGUUUUUCUCCAAGGUGGCGCGGGAGACUACUGGUGUUUCAGAGAGCUCCUUGAAGCCAAUUGAGAUACCCCCUCCUCGUCCAAAGAGGAAACCGUCGCAUCCUUAUCCUCGUAAAUGCAUUGAUGCUCCUGAAAGAUCCGAGUCCCCAAGUUUGUUGGCCAUGGAGAAGGGAAACCAUUCUCCUACCUCUGUCUUGUCUGUGGUUGCCUCGGAGGCAUUGGGCUCUCCAGCUUCGGGGUUGCUAUACCGCUGCUCUUCGCUGACCUCAUGUACCAGCGAUGUUCAGUCCUUCAGCUUAUUACCUCGUGAGAAAGACAGUGGGACCGUUGUAUCAGAUGUCUCUCCACUCCAAGAAAACACAAAUUCUUCACCAGAAGGAGCAUCUUCUGAUCCAAUGACCGAAACGUCUCUCACGAAUUCGGAGGAUGGCUCCAAGAAUCCAUCUUUCCCUGAAGUAGAGGCAGCAGUCCCAAUGGCACGUUCCAAGAGCUUCAAGUUGUUUGGGAGGACGGUGUUGGUUACAGAGUCUGAGAAGUAUGUGGCAGCGGGCAGCCAACCAAAUGUUGACAUCUUCCUUGAUAAUGGCGAACAGAAGUCCUCAGACAUCAAAUUGUCACUGGGUUUAGCGAACCAUGACUGUAAUUGGUUGCCUUCGUCUCGUCUCCGCAUGGAAGUUGAGGGAGAGAACACUGGCAUCUCAGAAGCUGCUUGUUCAAUACCACCAUUGACUUUAUUUGAUGCACUGUCGAAGAGUCCUCUGCGGUCAUUUACGGGGGACAAUUCAAAGGAGAAGGAUGUCGUGGAGGAAAGGUCUUGUUCCGGCUCAGAUGCAGGAUCAACAAGUGAAGUAGAGAAAAGAGGGAGAUCCAUGGACGUAGGGGAGUCCCAAUGCCAAAUAUUACCCCGUGUGGAGGAAAUGUUUGCCAGUAGUGUGAGGAGCAAUUCGACGAGGGGUUUUGUGCCAUACAAGAGGUGCCUAGCAGAGAGGGACAUGAAAUCGUCAUUGGUUGCUUCGGAAGAGCGAGAGCAGCAAAGGGCUAGAGUUUGCUCUUAGCCCUUAAUCUCUCCCAUUUGCCCUUUGUGUAUAAAGGUUGAAGAAGAGGAGCUAAUUUUGAUGGCGGUGAAGGCCCUGAAGUAGCUAUGUAGUUAACGUUAUAGAGACCCUGUAGAGCAGAAAACUGAUUUUUGGUCUUUAUAGUCUCUUCAAUUGAAGCAGCGGCUUGCAAAAGUUGGCGGCUUUUAGCACAGAAGAGGAGACGGCAAAGAUUCUUGUGUGAUGAUAAUGUGGAUACAGGAGAGCUCCCCUACUAAUUGUAAAUUAUUCAUCGCUAAGGUUCUGUUUGCUGCAGAAGCUGGAUGAUCGGAUCGAUGGUCCUGCGCCUGCUGUUGCUGCUACGAGUUUAGGGCCGGAAAAGUCCUGCAAUUUAACUUAAAACUGUUUUGGCUCGAAUAAGUUGAUCUGUUGGUU